AUGUGGUCUAGAGGCAUGUCUGCCGUUGGCGGCAGUCUAUAUCUAGCCUCGCUGGCUGUUGCAUCAUUUGAUGGCAACCUGAACUACAACAGUCCAUCCCGACGCCACAGCAAUCUCGGCAUUGAUGUCACUCUCGUCAACCGUCGUAGUUUCAAGCGAGGGGCUAUCCCCUGGUCGCCGGAGCAGCUCAACUUCACACAUGGUGUGGCCUCGGGUGACCCAUACCCGGACAGCGUCGUUCUAUGGACCCGUGUCGCGCCAGGUAUGGAGUCCGACACCAGCAAUGUCACGGUGGAAGGCACCGCACCGCUAUACAACACCGACAGGGACCCGUACAUCGAGGCUGACCCCAACCCCGUCUGUGUGGAAUGGAAGGUCUUCGAGACACAGGCAUCUACAUCGAGUACAUGCUCGUGGUCAUGGCCUUUCUGUCUCGUGAACCCUGACUGCAGCUCAUGCUGCAAGCCAUUUUCUACUUGUUCUGCUACUGCGACCAAUGCGCAUGGGCGGGUGGUUUCGAGUGGGACGGCGUACACCACGAGCGACAUUGACUACACUAUCGAAGCUACUAGUCUGCAACCAUUUACGACCUACAACUACCAAUUCACAAUAUGCGGCUCUGAUAGAGUGAGUCCUUUGGGACGCACGAAGACAGCUCCUAGAGCUGAAGACGACUUGGCUCAGGUCAAAUUCGCCAUCUUCUCCUGUUCUAAUUUCCCAUUGGGGUAUUUCAAUGCAUACGGAAAUGCGGCUCGCAAAGAUGAACAUGAUUACGUGAUCCACCUUGGGGACUACAUUUAUGAAUCUGCAGGCGCUGGCCAACGGGCGCACAAGCCGGAGAAAUAUGUCUUCAGCUUGCCUGAGUACAGAACCCGUCACGGUCAAUACCGCACCGACCCGGAUCUGCUCCUAAACGCGCAGAAUUUUGCCUGGAUUCCAACCUGGGACGACCACGAGGUGGCGAACAAUGUGUACCGAGAUGGAAUGAGUGCUCUGUUCAACACAGAGAACUCUUUCCUCAAGAAUGGAGCUUCAAUCAGCGUAGAUCAACGCAAGAUGAACGCCGUGCGAGCGUACUGGGAAUGGAUGCCGAUUCGACAAGUCGACCUGGACGAUAACCUGCGCAUUUGGCGAUCUUUCCAGAUGGGUAAGCUGCUAGAUCUCAUUAUGCUGGACACGCGAAAUUAUGACAGAAGCAUCACGGACUUGGGUAACACUUUCACCGAAUACAUCGACCUUAUCAAGGAUGAUGGUGGGAGGUCCCUAAUGGGCUCCCACCAGGAGCACUGGUUCUACCGACAAUUAUCUGAGUCGGCCAAGCGAGGCGCAACAUGGCGCAUCAUUGGGAACCAGGUCAUAUUUUCAAGACUGGAGUUCUCGCAAGGGCUCGGUCUUGAUACCUGGAGUGGCUAUGCCUCCAAUCGCAACCGGACACUGAAACACCUCUACGACAAUAACAUCCACAACAAUAUCUUCCUCGCGGGUGAUAGUCAUCAGAGCUGGGUAUCGGAUCUUGCGUGGCGAGGCGAUAAGCCGUACGACGAGAACACAGGCCUGGGCGCAAUCGGCGUCGAGUUCGCAGGCACGGCCGUCACGUCGCCAGGGGGGGAGGUCGGAAGUAUAGCAACGCUCGAGGCGCAAUCGCAAGUCGACGUCGAUGCCAACCCAGAACUACAGUGGGCGGAGGGUUAUUACCGGGGAUACUUCAUCCUCACGGUCACGCCCGCGGAAGUCAAUGCUCAAUUCUAUGGAUCACCCAGCGUCGCAACACGGAAUCCUUGGGACCUGUCAUUGGCCAACUUUACAGUUGUAGUAAAUGAUAAUCAUCUGGCGCGGCCAGUCGCAGGGGGGUCGGUUGAGGCUGGUCAUGUACAGGGCGGCGAGGUCAAUCCUACGAAUGUUACACUGAAUACCGAAACAGGCGAGUGGGAUAUUGUUGGAUACGAGACCAUGUAUCUUAGCAUCAAGUAA
Messenger RNA from Neoarthrinium moseri, 1971 nucleotides. RefSeq lists its product as uncharacterized. The coding region runs from base 1 to 1971 and encodes 656 amino acids. NCBI's taxonomy places the organism in Eukaryota, Fungi, Ascomycota, Sordariomycetes, Amphisphaeriales, Apiosporaceae. The record is from RefSeq and is a predicted model, not a curated record. The transcript has 11 exons.